This is a messenger RNA of Diuraphis noxia (Russian wheat aphid), 2187 nucleotides long. It is a transcript of the gene msl-2, whose product is annotated as male-specific lethal 2. The record is from RefSeq and is a predicted model, not a curated record. Gene Ontology annotation, cellular component: MSL complex. NCBI's taxonomy places the organism in Eukaryota, Metazoa, Arthropoda, Insecta, Hemiptera, Aphididae. Gene Ontology annotation, molecular function: ubiquitin protein ligase activity. Gene Ontology annotation, biological process: protein ubiquitination.
GUUAUAUGAGAAAAGGUCGUAGCACUCAUAACUCAUGAGGAGGUUCAUGAUCCAUUUUCCAAAUCAACUCCCUUUACCUGUGAAUACGACCAUGGUCAGUCAUUUACUAUGUGGGGUGCAGCUGUGGUCGGCCAGUAAAAUAUUAAUAUUAUUAUAUUAUUGUUAUUAUUAUUAUUAUAGAAUAUAGUUAUGUUAUGUAGCAUCGCCACAGGUGGACCGGUUAAAUGACUGAUAAAAUACAAUUUUCUAUCUGCAACCAGUAUAGUAUAUUAAAAUAUUAAUCUGCAGUGACUAAAGWUAUAUAAAACAACAUUAUUUUUAUGUAUCUGUGCCAGUGAGGCAGUGACCGCUGGAAGUCGCUGGAGUAGUGAAGUACUCCAGUAGUCCAGUUGCCACCAUAGGACAUAGGAAUAUAGGAUAUCUACCUAUAAACUCUAUAAACUAGUUUAUAGAAUAUCUAUAACUGUCACAGAACAAUGCUGCUGCACGUUUGUUUCGUUUGGCUAGCAGUUGGCGACCUUGGAUAAAAUCGUAAACAAAGUUAAAAUGAUAAUAAAAAGACCGACUCUAAAUUUACUGAUUGUCUGAUUGUACCCGCGACGGUGAUUAGAAUAAUACGAAAUACAAGUUAGUAGUUCCCAUAAAUAGACUAAGACAUACCUAGCACCUUCUAUAUUUACUUAACCGUUUUCUACACUAAGUUCAACGCAGUGUUUUUGUUGUGAUAUUAUAUUUUUGAACCUUCAACAGUUUUAUAUUUAUGAAUAUAGAUGAGUAUUGACUACUGAGUAUCAAAACAUGAUUAUACAUCAAUUGGUUUUUUGAAAAAAUCGGAGUUUGGAGCCGAAUCUAUUUUAUUUUGCCAUAAUAAUCUACAACUGGUUUGGGGGUACAAUUUAGUAAAUAGUAAGUGAAUUUAUAUGAAUAAGUGCGAUGGACCAGCUGAUGGAAUGUUACUUAUCAACUAGCCGGAUCGCACUGCAAGCCAAGAGCAUUGAUCCGUUGACCUGGCAAAAAUUGCACACAUUAUUACCAAUAUUACAUGAGCAUCUAUCUUGUCGAGUAUGCCAUAAACUGCCUGACCAACUGAAUCCUUAUUUGGAUGGAUACGCCUGUACAGUGUGUGUGAAUAAUCAGAUAAGUGAAAACAUGUCCAGCACGAUAUUACAAUGCUACAAGAAACUGUGUGCUUACAUACAUAGUUCGCCACUGUACAAAGUUAUGUGCACAAGAGUUGAAGAUAAGCGGUUAGUCGAAUUAAUUACUGAAGUUAUUGGUGUAUCUCGAUCAGUUAAUGGCUACAGUGAAAUGGUAAAUGGUACAGUAAAUAAACAAGAUACUAAAGAAGAGGUUAGUAAAGACGGUAUUAUGUUAAUCUCGUCAUCAGAUAUUCAACUGCCCACUGAAAACCAAACAUCAGAGGAUUUUAUUAACUUACAAAUAUUUGAUGAAAAAUCCCAGAAACACAAAAUUCAAAAUCAAUCUGUAUUCAACAAUAUUCCUAGAAAAAAGAAAAAUGAACGUCGUUGGGGUUGUCGAUGUGGUAAUGCUACAACUACUCCUGGCAAGCUAACAUGUUUUGGACAGAGAUGUCCCUGUUAUACAGAACAAAAAUCUUGUGAUCGWUGCAAAUGUAGAGGGUGCAGAAAUCCUAGACAGAAGAGAUCAAAUAAUGAUGACAACUUAGAAAUAGAUAGAGUACGUCGGAAACCAGUGACCUUAGAAUUAGUAUCUUCACUCAAACCUUCGCAUCAUAAAAACAAACAGUCUUUUAGUUCUUAUACAAUGCACGAUAUGUUAACAUUUUCUUCACACAGUAACAAUUAUGACCAAGGUGAAACUGAAGACAAACUUGGACAUGUGAACUCUAUAUUCCAUUCUCCUUAAGUAACCAUCAUUGAAGAUUAUCAAGUGAAACUAGUACUGUAUGCUUAUCAGCUUAUCUGAAGAGUAUUUGGUGGUGUUGUAUACUAUUAACAACAGAUAUGUUACCUUCAACUUAUCAACUUAAAUAGUUACUAUAAUUGACUCUUGUUUCUUGGUACCUUAAUUUUUUUUUAUUCGGUAUCAGCAUAUUAUUAUUAUUGAAUUUUCACAAAUAUUUAAAAAAACGUUGCUACAACUAUGUUAUAUGUAUCAUACCAUUUUUAUUAUUCGAGUAAUAUAAAUAUAAUUAAKAAGAUGCUA